AUGGGUCUCAUGGAAGAACUCAUGGCUGAAAACUUCAACAUCACCAUUGCACCAGAAGUGGAGAAGAGGGAAAACCUCUCAGAAACAAGGUGGCGAGAUAUCUGUAUGGGAGCUCUGGAAAGUUUAUCAGCUGUGCAAGAUGUUUACACGUUUCUGAAUGCAAAAAUCUGUGUCACGUUGGAACAAGAGGGUUUGGAUUCUGUAUCUCCACAUGAACUAGUCAUUGGAUUGAGGCUACUUAGAAAAAGAGAUAGAUUUCUGGGCAAAUCAAUUAUCCAGGAGGGUUUACAGGUGGAAACUCCCUGUCAGCAACAUCAGCUGCAGCUGAAAAUACAAGCCCUUCAUUCCCGAAUGGGGAUCUGGGCGGCGGAGGCCCGGCGAGAAUUCCAGCGCAUUCUGGGCGGGCCAGCACUGCGGGGGGACCGGGCGCAGUCUCCACAGCUGCUGGCCCCGGUGCUGAGCCCCUCACUGCUGGGGCCGGCGGCUCUGCGGGCCACUCGGAGUGCGGGCCCUGCUGAGCCCGCGCCCACCCAGAACUUGCUGGCCCGCGAGUGCAGCGCGCAGCCCCUGUUCCCGCCCGCGCCUCUCCCUCCCCAUCUCCCGGCAAGCAGAGGGAGCCGGCUGCAGCCUCGGCCAGCCCAGAGAGUGCCUCCCAUAGUGCAGCGGCGGGCUGAAGGGCUCCUCAAACGUGGCCAGAGUGGACGCCGAGGCCGAGGAGGCGCCCAGAGUGAGCGAGGGCUGAUAGCACGUUGUCACCUCAAUACCACAGAAAUUGAAAACAGAGAUAAAAGGAGACUAUAUCAGCUCAAGACACUUAUUAUAUCUUCCUUGAUGCAAUACCCAAUACGAAAUUUCAUGUUCUCCUCUGCCGUGUCCCUUGACUUUGGACUUCCAUGUUUAUUAUUUUCCCCUCAAAAUGAUUCUCACAGGUAAGAAGUUUUUGCUAUUUAAGUGAACUUCUAUGAUUACCUUUUCCCCACUGCCAAUUCUCUUUCCUUUGAUAUGUCUUUGUUUCUUUUCUGAGACGUGUUAACUCCUCCAUAUGGACAGAGGGAGGCAGAGAAGUAAGAGGACUAACAUCAUUAAAGGGUAUAUUAUAGUUAAAAUGGUGUAUGUAAUCUGUAAAACGCCAAUUACGCUUCUCAACGACUGAACUCCCAUUCAGAGCACAGGGAGCUGCAGCUUAAAGAAGUGGUGAAGUCAUGCUGCCAAGGUACCACCGUCAGUGAGAAGCACAGCUGCGAUUUGAACCUCAUCUGCUACUCCAGAGCCCAUGGUGUUUUCCACUUAGACACGCUGCCUUUUGCCCUAAAUCUCUCUGUAGCGGAGCCACCGGUCAAGUUCCCAUUCAGAGCGAUGCAGCUGCAGCAGUCAAGGGAAAGGGAAGGAAGAAAAGCCAAGCAGCUCAGCAUGAAGGACGAUAAUAACCUGACUUAGAUUUAAAUAAUGAUAACCUCUCAGGGACAGGUUCCUAGGCAGGAGAGUGAUUAUGCAAAUGAACCCUGUGUGUAUUUCUGAAAGUAACAUUUUGAAUGGAAACCAAACACAUUCACUGACUUCAGUGUUGAUGACUAUUUUAAGCUGGCUUCGCAAAAAAAGCAUUCCAUUGUGCCUGCUUUUCUGCCCUGUUUCAAAAACAUACAGCCAAGGGGAAAGGGCAAGUGAGCUAGCAUUUAAUGAGUCCUCUAAUGUGCCAAACACUGCCUUAGGCACUUUACAGAUCCUAUUUUAUUCAAGCCUAACAAACGGCGUGAGCAGUAGGUUUUGCUAGCCUCAUUUUUUUUUUUUUUUUUAAAGAAAAUCAAGACAAAAGAAAAUCAUAAGGGCAACUGUUGAGUGCCUAGUAGGUAUCAAUUUUAUGGUAACAAUAUUUAACAUUUAUGACAAGGUAAUAUAAAUCAACAUCAUCUUAAUACCCCAACUAAGUGAAAGAUAGUUGAAGCAAGAAAAAUUAUAUAAUCCCUUAGAAAUAUAGACACAAAAUUUUCUUUAAGGUAUCAAACCAAAUCUAUUGAUUAUUGAUUUAAACAUCCUAAUAUAUUAUGAUUAAGUAGUGUUUAUUCCAAAAAAUAUACAUGAUUUAAUUCAGUUAGAAUACUAGUGUGAUUCACCAUACUGACCUAUUGAUGGGAAAUGUAAUCAAUAGAUUUAGAAAUAAUAUUUGAUUAAUUAAAGAUGUGGUUAUGAUUUUAGGAAUAGAAAAGCAUAUCUUUAACCCGAUAAAUCUAUAGAAUAAAUUCUUGUCGAAUGAUUAGAAAUAUUUUCUUUAAUAUUUGUAACAAAUAAAAGAUGCCACUUCACUGCUUCUAUACAAUGCUCUACUGGAAGUCGUAGGCAUCAAUUUAAAAUAAGACAAAGGAACAUAAUUUAAGAACUGGAAAGAACAAAUAAAACUUAACUACACACACACACACACACACACACACACACAAACGCAGAGGUUUCUAUAGCCCAUUUGGUUCUCUUUGCCUUAAAAAUUAUUUAUCAUUUGAUGAGACUUUUAAAAAGAAAUAAUUUACUAUAUUUAUACUACUAUAAAGAGGUAGUUGUAGCAAUCUGGUCCUAAAUUAUUGAUCUCUAUAGUAGUAUAGAGGUAGUUGUAGCAAACCGAUCCUAAAUUAUUGACCUAGAUCAGAAACAUUGCUGUAUUAUUGAGCUAGUUCAGAAAGAUUGCUGGAUACAUCAACAUAAAACAAUCAUUUGAAUCAUUUAUUUAGUAACAAAAAUAUAAUUUUAAAAGAUAUUGUUUAAAGUGUCAGCAAAAGAAAUAAUGAAUGUAGGGAAUCAACCUACAAGAGACAGUUGGAUAUUUUGUACAAUAUUAUAACUCUUUUAAUAAAAGUCAUAAAGAACACAAAAUAUAUGAAAAAAUAUACCGUGUCUAUGGAUGGGAAGACUUUGUGUCAUAUAUGCAGUGAUACUCCCCAAACUAUUCUAGACACUUGAUUGUAAUGCCAAUCAGUACUUUAAAACAGGUCUUUAUGUAGAAAUUGACAGAUGGUUUCAGAUGACAAACAAUAGUGUAAACUAAAAAUAAAUUUCUAAGACCCUCAACCAACUGAAUGGACCCCUCUUCUUUGGCCAAAGGCAUCCUAAAAUAAAUAUGAAACACUAGUUCAGGAAUGGAUGCUCAGACAUACCUCAUUAAACCCUACUCCUUUUGGAAAUGAGGCACAGCUGACCAGCAUUUACAUUGAAAAAGAGACCUCAAAACUGAUAGAACAGACUCUUUAAAUCUGAUAAGAAACAUGAACAAUCUAGUCUCUCUGAAGCCUGCUACCUGGAGACUUUAUCUGUAUAAUGAGAACCUUGGUCUCCACAACUCAUUAUCUUAACCCAGACACUCCCUUCUAUUGAUUCCAAUCUUUCGAUAAACUCUUUUGACCAAUUACCAAUCAGAGAUUCUUUGAAUUCACAUAGAAUCUGGAGGCCCCUGACAACCCCCACUCUGAAUUGUCCCACCUUUCUGGACUGAAACCAAUGUAAAUCUUACAUGUAUUGAUUGAUAUCUUAUGUCUCUCUAAAAUAUAUAAAACCAACCUGUUAGCCUGACCACCUUGGGCACAUGUUCUCAAGAUUUCCUGGAGCUAUGUCACAGACAAUGGUGACACAUGUUUGGCUAAGAAUAUAUCUAUUCAAACAUUUUAGAGUUUGACCUAUUUCAUUGACAAUAGCCAAGACACUUUAAAAGAAUAAAAGGAAACAUUACUUAACAGGUAUCAAGAAUUUCUAUAAGCUAGGGUAUCAGAAUAUAGGGAUUUUGUCACAAUAGUU
This is a messenger RNA of Pongo pygmaeus (Bornean orangutan), 3774 nucleotides long. RefSeq lists its product as uncharacterized. The coding region runs from base 1 to 933 and encodes 310 amino acids. The transcript is spliced from 4 exons. Lineage: Eukaryota; Metazoa; Chordata; Mammalia; Primates; Hominidae. The record is from RefSeq and is a predicted model, not a curated record.